AUGGCGUUUGCUGGGACAAAUAUCAGUUUGUCCCAGCCGGAUAUCACGCAGAAACUAACGGAGCGCAUAGACGACCUGAAGCAAAAGAUCGCUGCUUGGGGGAAGCGGAUUCGACGAUUUUCCGAGGGGUCAAGGCGGUUCAACCAGAAUCGUCUCUUCCAGAGUGAUCAGAAGAGGCUCUAUAAAUUAUUGGAGCGACCAAAGGUAUGUGGAGCGGGCCAAGGACCGGAUCAGGCUGACAUUAUCGCAUUCUGGCGUGGCCUGUGGUCAGAGCCCGUAAACCACAGUGAGGGCCCUUGGAUGGAAGUUGUGGCGAGCCAGGGUGCGAGUGUUAAGCCUAUGGACCCCAUCACCAUAACGCCAGAAGACGUGGCUGAGGCGGUCCGUAGGGCCCCGAACUGGAAAAGUCCGGGGCUCGACGGGCUGCAUCAUUACUGGCUGAAGGGGUUCGUAGUGUGUCACGCUGUGCUCGCUCGACAGUUUCAAGAAGCUCUCGAUCAGAAGUCAAUCCCGAGCCUCUUCACUACUGGGAUCACUCACUUGGUUCCUAAAGAUCAGGAUACCACAGACCCGAGCAAAUACCGCCCCAUCACGUGUCUACCCACCAUAUAUAAGACACUGACAUCCAUUUUGAGCGCGUGA
Molecule: messenger RNA, 642 nt
Organism: Parnassius apollo (apollo)
Lineage: Eukaryota; Metazoa; Arthropoda; Insecta; Lepidoptera; Papilionidae
Source: the annotation of a GenBank genome assembly